UGGCUGCAGGGGGCCCAGCGUUCCCCCCUGGCCGUCGUGCGCGCCCGCGGCGGCGCCUCGCGCGCGCGCGGCAGCCAUGUCCGAGGAGCCGCUGCGGCGGCUUUACGACAUGGUGUGGUUGCAGGAGGUGUGCGGCGAGGGGGUGGCCGUGCCAUUCACCACGGGCUCCAUGGUGGACGACUCCACGGCCACGGCGUCGAGCUGCUUCCUGGUCGGCGUCGCAGGCGCCAUCGCCGCCGCCGCGGUGUUCCAGGCGAAGCCGCUGCCCCUGCGCUUCCGGCUCCUGGCCGCCGGCUUCUGCGGCCUCGAGGGCCUCGCGCUGGCCGUGGCAGGCGCCCUGAUGGCGCUGGUGCGCCCCCCGCGGGGCCCCGACGGCGCGGCGGCGGGCGAGGGCCGCCUCCUCGACGGGUCCUCCCCGCUGUACUGGCUUCCGCAGCUGCUGCGGCUGGCAGGGUCCCUGCUGAUGUGCGUGCUGUCGAACCAGGUGCUCUUGGUCAUCGGUGGCCUCUUCCCGGGGCCCACCAUCUCCUGGCUGAACGCCGCCUCGGCGCUGCUCAUCACAUUCUGUGCGUACGCGUUCUGCUCCGGUGCCCGCGGAUUGGCCAUGGUCAACGGCGUCGUUGGAGGCGCAAUCGGCUACGGCAUCGUGGUCCUGGCUUUCCGAGGGAAGCUGCUGAAGUGCAGGGCGCUGGCGCUGAUCGUCACAGGCCUGUGGGUGCGAUGGGAGCUCGAGGACCGGUGCGGCGACAAGGGCUACGCGGAUUGCUUCCAG
Messenger RNA from Prorocentrum cordatum, 772 nucleotides. NCBI's taxonomy places the organism in Eukaryota, Dinophyceae, Prorocentrales, Prorocentraceae. The record is from the annotation of a GenBank genome assembly.